AUGGAAAGUGGUGCAGUUCUGCUACAGUCCAAGUCAUCACCAAUUAAUCUUUUGAAUGAAAUGCAUCAAUUACGCCUUCUUGGUCACUUGUGUGAUGUGACUGUCAGUGUAGAGUAUCAAGGUGUUCGAGAAGAAUUUAUGGCUCAUAAAGCUGUAUUGGCAGCCACAAGUAAAUUUUUUAAGGAGAUGUUCCUUAACGAGACAGCCAUGGAUGGAACAAAGACAAAUGUAUAUUUAAAUGAAGUACAGGUUGUUGACUUUGCUUCUUUUCUUGAAUUUGUCUAUACUGCAAAGGUUCAAGUAGAAGAAGACCGUGUGCAGAGAAUGUUGGACAUGGCUGAGAAACUGAAGUGUUUAGACUUAUCUGAAACUUGUUUUCAGUUAAAGAAACAGAUGUUAGAAUCAGUACUCUUAGAGCUCCAGAACUUUUCAGAGUCUCAGGAGCCAGGAGAGAAUAAUGUUUCUCAAACAAAUGAUGUUAUACUUGAUUCACAGGCAGCAAGCAUAAUAGUAGAAGUUCCUAAUGAUGAUAGCCUUUCUGAUUCUUCAGAUUACCCUGUAGAAAGAAAUAGCAAUGGUUUAAUACCACAGAAAACACAGAGAAAGUCAAAGGACAAAGUAGAUAAGAAAAAAGAAGUUAUGAAACCCCACUAUACUAAAAUUAGAAGAGCCAGUGGAAGACUGGCUGGUAGGAAGGUAUUUGUAGAAAUCCCUAAGAAGAAGUACACAAGGAGACUAAGAGAACAGCAAAAAAAUGCUGACGAUAAUGGAGAGAACAAGGUUCCAGAAGACCAAAGCAUACCUGAUGUGGAGAUGGUGACAAAAAAUGUGGAACCAAAGAAUGAGGAAUGUGAUGCCAGCUUUGUGUUGGAGGAAGCUUUGAAAAAAGCUGAGGAAGAGGAUGAUAAGAAAAAAAGCAACUUUAAGUGUACCAUGUGUGAAAAGGAGUUUCUCUAUGAGAAGAGUUUCCUGAAACAUAUCAAACAUAACCAUGGCAUUGCUGCUGAAAUCAUAUAUCGUUGUGAUACAUGCAGCCAGACAUUUGCAAACAGAUGUAAUUUGAAAAGCCAUCAGCGCCAUGUUCAUAGCAGUGAGCGCCAUUUCCCCUGUGAACUUUGUGGAAAGAAAUUCAAGAGGAAGAAAGAUGUUAAAAGGCAUAUUCUUCAAGUUCAUGAAGGUGGAGGGGAGCGCCAUCAGUGUCAGCAGUGUGGCAAGGGCUUGAGCUCCAAAACAGCUCUUAGGCUUCAUGAACGAACUCAUACAGGGGACAAACCAUAUGGAUGCACUGAAUGUGAAGCUAAGUUUUCUCAGCCUUCUGCACUGAAAACACACAUGAGAAUUCAUACAGGUGAAAAACCUUUUGUCUGUGAUGAAUGUGGUGCAAGAUUCACUCAAAACCACAUGCUGAUAUAUCAUAAAAGAUGUCAUACAGGGGAAAGACCUUUUAUGUGUGAAACAUGCGGCAAAAGUUUUGCUUCUAAGGAAUAUUUGAAGCAUCACAAUCGAAUCCACACAGGAUCUAAACCCUUUAAAUGUGAAGUUUGCUUCAGGACAUUUGCACAAAGGAAUUCACUUUAUCAACAUAUCAAAGUUCAUACAGGGGAACGUCCAUAUUGUUGUGAUCAAUGUGGAAAACAAUUCACACAGCUUAAUGCCUUGCAGCGUCAUCAUCGAAUCCACACAGGAGAGAAGCCAUUCAUGUGCAAUGCAUGUGGUCGUACAUUCACAGACAAGUCCACUCUGCGGCGGCACACUUCAAUUCAUGAUAAGAAUACACCAUGGAAAUCUUUUCUUGUUAUUGUAGAAGGUUCACCCAAGAAUGAAGACAGCCAUAAAACUGAGCAAAUGGAUGAGGACUAUCCAUCAUCCAAAAUAUCAGAAAAGCUACUCUCAUUUGCAGAAAAUGGCCACUUUCAGAACUUGACUGUUGUCCAAGGAGCUCUGACUGCUUUACAUGAAAACAUUCCUACUACAGACCUGGACUGCAAAUCAGAUGAUCCUGUAGUUCCCCAGGAAGCCCUCAUAGCUACCACAUUAAGUGAUCUUACAGUACUUCAUACACAGACAGACUCAAUUCAGCCAUCACUCCAUGUUUUGUCAAACAUAGAAUGA
Molecule: messenger RNA, 2112 nt
Organism: Gracilinanus agilis (Agile Gracile Mouse Opossum)
Lineage: Eukaryota; Metazoa; Chordata; Mammalia; Didelphimorphia; Didelphidae
Gene: GZF1
Product: GDNF inducible zinc finger protein 1
Exons: 5
Coding region: 1-2112 (703 amino acids)
Biological process (GO): regulation of cytokine production; negative regulation of transcription by RNA polymerase II; regulation of immune system process
Molecular function (GO): protein binding
Source: RefSeq, a predicted model, not a curated record